This is a messenger RNA of Acanthoscelides obtectus, 5383 nucleotides long. Lineage: Eukaryota; Metazoa; Arthropoda; Insecta; Coleoptera; Chrysomelidae. The record is from the annotation of a GenBank genome assembly.
GUCAUCAGAAAUAUCAGGUACGUUUGGUAUAUUUUGCUUAAGCUAUAUUUUUCUUUCAGCUGGCGAGACUCUGUACCACUGCAAUAUGAUUGACUACUUCUCCGAAGAGGUCUACAGCCCUGAUCCGACAGACUCCACGCUGGCUAUACCUUACACCGUGACGAAAUCCAUCAUAUUCAUUCUGCUAGGCAGCAUCUUCGUGUUGAUAGGAUAUAUUUUUUGUAUACUGGGACAAUGCCUCAAGAAUAAGACUAGAUGUUCGCUGAUAGCUGGAGUUGUCUUCAUUCAAACAGGUUUAGCCAUGAUGUGCGGCCUGAUCAUGUACAUAGCCAUUUUCAAAUCAGAAGUUGGAAGCAAACUUCGUCCUCGCUCUCAACUACGCCCCGCAGCCUUCGAGUACUACUACGGAUACUCGUUCAUUGUGUAUGUCAGUGGAGUGGUGUUCACGCAACUCAGUGGCGUCUCAUGCAUUUUUCUCUACUUGUAUCGGGCACAGUACGACUGGAAGAGGAAACAGCUGGAGGACCACAAACGAGGUGAUCGACCAGGUGUGAACCACUACAGUCACCACAUAGACUCCACAGAGCUGUAUCCAUGUAGGCGUCACCCGUCGAGUUACGUGAACUCUAACAGUGCCAGUCACUACCACAGGAACGCCUCAUCGUCAGCAGCGGAUCAGAAGCGUUUCUACCUGAGCAAAGAGCAACUUCCUACCUCACCCUGCAGCCUGCAUCAGACAAGGUCACAGUCCAACUCCGUCAAAGACGUGUCCACCUUUUACGAUUUUCCCCCGCCUCCUACGAUCUCCUAUCAGUUCCCUGAUCAGAGGAACUAUCGGUUACCUAGGGACGUCACUUCCAAUACGAUGAGCACGACAGCUGACGUGGCCAUAGAGGAAUUCCUGAGCGAGCAGUUUGAGUCAGACUAUUCGCCCUCAAUCCAACGCGAGUGCGAGUUUGUGACCUUCGACCUCGACCAGCCCUUGCCCUUGAGAGCGCCCAGCGUGGUCAGCAUCAACUCUAAUAGGAACGGUCGGACUGACACGUUGCGAAGGACUACGCCUGUUUGAGAGUAGUGAAAGUUCGAUCCGGUCGAUCGAUCAAAAGUGUGUGACUGUUAAAAAAUUGUUUUGAUGAAAGCAGGAUGUCCAGAGUUUAUUAUACAGUGUGUCAUAAAGAAGAUUUGGGAUUAUACGCAAAUACUACACGUUUUAGGAAAACAUGUAUUUGUUCCGACUUUAUUACUCCUCACCCCACUGACGAGGAAGCAGUGCAAUCGUAAAAAAAAUGACAAUGAAAUAUUAUCUUUUUGGAUGAUGGAUGACUUGUGCAUCACGGAAAACUAUGUCACUGAUUUUCCCCGUUCUGUUUGUCUCUGUGUCGCUCUGUCUGUAACUACAGCUCGGAAAGAACGGAAUGAAUUAGAAUCGGUCAAACUUCAUUUUUUAACGUUCCAGAGGCUUCUAGUGCGUAGAUGUUGAAAAUUGGGGUUUAGUGUUGUAGGGGGUGAAGUAUGUACAUGUUGCAUUUUUGGUAACAAAUUUUCGUAAAAUUUCGGUGAGAAUGCCUGACUAUUGGCUUUAGUGAGAUUGCAUGACCACUGCGAGCAUCAUAAUUUGAUACGAAUUGACUUCCAAUAGGGUGUAAAGUAACCCAAGCUUAAAGUAUACGUUAUAACUCCGAUAUAAGUCGCCUUGAAGUGAGCGAAAUUGAACCUGCAAUGAUUCAGACUAUUAAGCAAAAUGCAAUGGGUACAAUGAAAUGUGGGACAUCUAGAUGACAACCUGUAACAGCCUAAAACCAUACAUAUGGUACUUUAUUUUAAAUGUCCACAUGUUUCCUGGAAUGUAUAGUAUUUUCUGGAUAUCCUUUGGGUCACUCUGUAGUUCACAAGUCAGUGGGUGCUCAAGAAAAAUAUUGAAACGUUAUUAUAUUUUUUUAAUACUUUGUAAUACCUAGUCUUGGAUUCCAUACAUCACGAAAUGUAUAUUUGGUCUAUACAGGGUGUUACAGAGUAUUGUCAGGAUUAUUUAGGGACAGGUUCAAAAGGUGAAAGUAUGAGAAAUAGUUCAAAUACACAUGGGUCGGCAAAAUGUUAUCUCUAUGGUAUACGGUGUUUAGUCUUGUCCGUCGUUAUGUUCAGCAAAUUCGACACUGGUUUUUGCAAUAAUAAGUAUACCUUUCGCAAAUCCUUUUUGACCUACUGGUUUUGCAAAAGGCUUUAUACAGGGAUAUCCAACCUUUUGCAAUACUAGUAGCAUAUUGUUUUUUGCUAAGCAUAUUCACUUUUAGAAAACAUAUUUGUGCAUAUACAUGUAAUCUUUGAUAACGCAUCUGCAUGUAACAAUUCUCAAUAUCCAGUCUGAAUUAGAGAAAUGUAAGGCGAACUAUCAAUUACGGACACUGAAAAAAGGAAUUGUAGAAAAUUGCAUCGUUUUUUUUUUUCAGUUUUAUAUCUUCUGGACAGCUAGUCAUAUUCGUAUAGUACAGAUAAUGUAGUUACCACUGCAAACGAAUUAAAGGAGGAAUUUGACAUAGUUAUGGUUACCUAUCUAAAACAAGGUGUACCUAAACAAAGACUCCGGGGAACUAAGGUGAUACCUUGAUGAAUAAUCCUAAUAUGAAAAGGCAAAUAUAAUCAGAACAUACGAAGCAACUGUUAAGUUUACGUAAUUGAAAAUAGUUCAAUUUCGGUAUUAGGUGUUAAGGGCUAUAUUCUCUGUACUAUAAGUUUAAAACUGUAAAUAGGUGAGCUGAAUAUGCACCAAAUAUAAAUAAAUAUUCUAAAUACUCAAUGUAAGACUUUUGUGAUAAAAAUGUAUAUGAUUUAAACGAUACUGUUUUGGGAUAGAUAAAUAAAUGUUAAAUUGAUAAAGGACUUGAUUGCAAGUAAUUGGGAGGGAUUCAAAACAUACCUUUGUGAAUGUCAGUCAAAAGUAUGCCCGAAGACCUAUACACUAUUAUUGUCACAUCACGUAAAUAGAAAUAUUAGAUUUUUUCUGUUAAAAUAGACACGGUCAAUUCUAAAAAUGAGGGUGUGAAAUAACUACUGGGAGAAAGCGAAACCUUUCAGGGAACUGUAUUCCUUAACAUUGGUGGAGAAGUCACUCCCUGGUUGUUCUCACGAGAAAAAGAGCAAAAAUCUCGGCGUCGUUCACCAAACUCAUCUCUAAUGGUGGAGUUAACGCUGUGAUAAAAUGUUUAAUGAUACGAAGAUCAGAGGAACAUAUUGUGCCGAAAAUAAGAACUGCAUUCACUUAUUUGAUAAAUGCGAAAACAGUCGCCAGACUGCCUGAAAGGUAAUAGAACACCUUCUACUGACUAUUCUACUCCUUCGUUUUCAGCCUAGAAAUCAUAGCGCAACAUCUGCAUCUAAAUAAAAUACUUUAGAAUCCAUCCUGGUGUUAAAAUUAUUAAAGUUUUGUUUUCAAUCUCUUCCUAUACAUUCCCGCAAAAAAAUCCAGUCGCCACAUACCACUACACUUCUGUAAUAUUUAUAUCCGUAGAGCUGAAAGCUUCUAUUUGCGGAUAAUAUAAAAUAAUAUUUGCUUCAUUUGUAGCACAAAAUGACCCAAAUGCCAAAACGUUGAACCCAGGAGCAUUGAAUGAAGUAACAUAUCCUUUGAAGAAAACCAACUGUGUACAUACCGUCAGUUUUUACAACUAAAUAUGUUAACACGCUAUUGAUAUCAUUAUAUAUAUUAUGUAUUGAAUAUAAUGAGUUCCUUUUCUCUUAAAGACUGUACAGAGCUGAGCAAUCAGAUGAACUUGCAAAUGUGAUGUAAUAUAAUGUAGUGUAAGACACUGAUUUAUCAAAAGUUAGGCAGAAUGACCGGAAAAUAGUGAAAUACUCACAUAGAAAGUAACAUUUCUUGGAAAGAGCUAAAUAAAUUCAAUGAAUAUGUGAAACUGGGUCGGCAAGUAUUAUUAUUGAGUACUAUAGCCUAAAUGGCACCAAAAAGAUCUAAUUCCUACAGAAAUUGAAAUACUGAAAAAACACACAUUUUAUCUGUGGUUUAAAGAUGUCAACUCGAUAUGGUCAUACCUAAGCUACCCAUUUUCAACCUCGGUACCAUAGACAAGGGAGCGAUCCUAUGGGCCAGUUCAGGAUGUAAAUGCUUGCAGACUUUUGAUUAUGGCUUGACUUAAGUAUAGAAUAGGAGAGUUGUCAUUCUGCCUAUCUUCAUACUGAUGCACAAACCAAAUUACCAAAACCAAAAGUGUCAAUCAAAGUAUAUAAAGUAUAGGAACCAAAACUCCUUGUCCUCUAUAAUGGAUCCAUCAACAAGUAAAAUGCAACAUGAUGAUCUUGCUGAAACUUGAUGAGCCCAGCCACGUCGAUGUUAUUGAAAACGUUUAUUUAAAACAAUAUGGCAUGUUAAAAUGGUGAUGGCAUGGUUAGUGGCAGAUCUAAGUAGACAGAAUGGGUAGAUUUGGGCCAGCUAGAAAGAAAACGUACUUUGUGAUCUAAAAAGUUAUUGGGAUAUAAAAAGCGAGAUACCCAGUGUUUCCAAAGAUGUACAGAAACCUAUGAAUUUGCAUUAAAAGAAUAUUCAUUUAAUAGAAAGAGACAGAGCAUUUCUAGAUCUGUGACCAUCCAUGCAAUACUUGGAUCAGAAACAUCAACAAGCAGUUUUUAUAAAUUUUUGAAUCUCGGUUAGACACAUGACCUAGCCGUUUCUGUUCUUUGCUCUAAAAAAAUGAUCAAGAUAAUUACAAUAUGUACUAGAAUCGGGUAGUACCUAUAAAUAGUUUUAUGCAUUGAAAAUUCCUCUUACUACAAGAACGCCUGCUGUUUAUGGUACCACAAACCGUAACACCGAGAAAUGGUCGAAAUAAGACAGCACAAGUAUCAUCUAUCACCAGAAUCGAGCACUGCGAGUGUGAAAACAGCAAGAUGUCUGUUGGAACUGUGAGUUCGCAUUAUCAGCCGGGUCUCUGCUGUGGCCGCUAGAUGCCGCCGAUUCUGGUGCUAUGGUAGAUACGAUCUACUCGCCAUUAAAUAAACUAGUGAUAUAGCUUUCGUUCAUCCCACCUCAGCUGGCCCACCAUGGACCGUUCUAUUUAGAGAGUUAAAUUGAUAUAUGGAAAAUGGUUAAUUUUCGACCUUCAAUAAUUUUUAAGAAGUAAAACAUCCAGUUCAGGAACUUAUGUUACGUAUUUCUUUGGUUUAUGGUCAGAUUGUUGAAAGAAACAUAGUAUGGAUGGCGAGAGAGACGUAUUUAAGAAUGCCAUUGUCCAAACCGAAACUCAAAAAAAUUAUAAAAAAGCCCGUAAAUUUAAGCUACAGCCCGAUCAUUUUAUACGAACACCAUGUGUUCCCAUUGUUAUUUAUACAAAAUGUAUUAUUGUAUUGUUGGAAACCUGUACAUACCUUAUGACUG